Molecule: messenger RNA, 1549 nt
Organism: Lacerta agilis (Sand lizard)
Lineage: Eukaryota; Metazoa; Chordata; Lepidosauria; Squamata; Lacertidae
Gene: FAM89A
Product: family with sequence similarity 89 member A
Exons: 2
Coding region: 190-618 (142 amino acids)
Source: RefSeq, a predicted model, not a curated record
GCCCUGUCCCUGUUGCGAGGGCGGGCCGAGCGGGGCCGGCAGAAGGGAGGCGGGCCUCGAGCAGAGCCGAACAGAAGAGAGCCUUUCUCUGCGAGGGAAGGAGGCGGAGGCGGCUCUUGUUUUCUUCGCGGCAGACUUAGCUCAGCUGGGCUGAGGUGACCGGCUGGCCGCCUUGCCCCGCCGGAUGCCAUGAGUGGGUCGGGGCUGCCAGGAGGCGGCGGCGGGUCUGGGUUGCCUCCUCUGCCGAAGAGCCUGAGCGGCUUGUUGAAUUCUUCAAGCGGGAUCGGCCCCGGCGGAGCAGGCGGGCGCUGGCGGGACCUGGAGCGGCUCUACGCGCAGAAGUCCCGCAUCCAGGACGAGCUGAGCCGCAGCGGAGGCGGCGGAGGGGGAAGGGGAUCCCCGCGGCCGCCCAAGCCUCCCAACCUGGACGCCGCUUUGGCCUUGCUGCGGAGAGAGAUGGUUGGUCUCCGGCAGCUAGAUAUGUCAUUGUUAUGUCAACUAUACUCCCUUUAUGAAUCAAUUCAAGAAUAUAAAGGUGCCUGCCAAGCUGUAUCAAGUGCAGACUGUGCAUAUGCUCUGGAAAAUGGCUUUUUUGAUGAAGAGGAGGAAUAUUUCUAAGAACACAGCCGUUCCCUGGAGUAGAGCUGAGAUCAUCGGCGUCUAAUUGGAACUUAAAGUGCAUUCCUGCCUUGUGCUGAAGAAAAGACGCUCUGCUACUUUGCAGCCCAUUUAUUUCUGGCAUGCUGUCAACCCAAGUUACACAUUGUGUGAAUCCUCCUUUAAGGAAAGCCAUGUGCGACAAAUUUUAAGGCGUCCUCAAGCAUGUUUGACAGGCCAUGUCAGUAUAAUUUGUGAACUGGGUGUUUCCAGUUUGCACAUGUUGGAAAAUAACUUUCUAUUAACUGUUGCUUGGGAUGAUGCAAGGAAGAAAUGACAUCUGGAGUGUUCUGACAUGUAAAACAUUAGUAGUUAUAAUUAUAUAUGUAUUUUGUAAACAUUUGAAUAGUCUUUGAACUGAUGUUUUGACUUUUUAAAAAAAGUUUUGUUAAAAAUUCAAAGCAAUGAGGACCAACAUGUACCUUCUCCAGUACUGUAUUAGAUAGACUUUUCAAAAUCUCAGAUACACUUCUAAAAGCCUCUUACCAUAUUUUUUCCUAUCCCAAAGUUUACAGAUGUUAGGAUUCUUUCCCCAGUGAUCCAGUUCACUCUUUCACUCACAUAAGUUUUAGCUAUUUUAAUCCAAUCAAUUUAAAGUUUUGUAACACUUGGUAUAUUUUUACACAAAUACAGUGAAAGCAAAUGGGUCUUCCUUAUUGCAAGCUUAUAUAAGUGUAAUUAGAUUGCUUAUUCAGUGAAUAGUAAUAUAAAGUAAAUUUCACACAAAUUGAGACCAACAGCAGUAUUUUAUACUCCUUAAUGCUUGGAAGAGAGCUGUGAACUUUUUAUCUUAUAAAUCCAAAGGAUGUGUACAAAUUAUUUGUAGGUUAUUCUAUGCCGCUUUUUUAUACUAUUGUAACAGAAAACUCAAGCUUGACCUGUAAUUUAUUAA